AUGAGUGCUAUUCGUGAGACCGACGUCGAUGAGCCCAUCCAGGUGCUCAUCACCAUGCAUGAGAACAUGAACCUCCUUGACUUUGCCGGUCCGCUCGAAGUCCUGACUCGCGCUCAGCACAACUUCGACAACCCAGAAACCAAAGCCUUCGACGUCACCUUCGCCGGCCCGCAAGAACACGUUUUGACAGCCCAAGGCGUGACCAUGUCCGCCCAGGUCUCCUUCAAAGAAGCACACAAACGUCUCAAGGAGUUCGACGUUCUGGUCGUGCCAGGCGGCAAUGCGGCUGAGAUCAUCAAGGAAAAGGCGGAGCCGACAUUGUUGAUCAAGGCCUUUGCCGAUGUCCAAACCUCCAACCCGGCGCGCGAGCGGACCUUGCUAGCCGUUGACACUGCAGCAUUGUUGCUCGCACGUCAAGGUCUUCUGGAGGGACUCGGCGCCACGAUCCACCCAGACUACUAUAUCAAGUUGGAGAAGGAGUGUCAAGAGGCUGCCUCCCGCGACAUGAACGACCGCACCGAUGUCAUGGAGGAGCGAUAUGUGGUCAACAAUGCCCGCUUCGAUCUUGGUGAAGACAUGGAAGAGAAUCCGUACGUGUUCAAGAAGGGUCGCAAGGGCUCGAGGGCUCGCAAGGGCAGUCUGGCACGCAGGGAGUCGAAUGUUCGUCGUGAGAGCCUCGUCCGCCGUCAGAGCAUGCCUCUCGGUGGUAUGCGUGUCAUCACCACCGGCGGCGCGAUCAGUGGCAUCGAUGCUAGCUUGUACCUCGUCAGCGCUCUCGUCAGUCACGAAACCGCGCAGGAGGUCGCGCGCCUCAUGCAGUAUGACUGGGUCAAAGGCGUUGUUGUUGACUCGAUUGAUGUUUGA
Messenger RNA from Capronia coronata CBS 617.96, 864 nucleotides. RefSeq lists its product as uncharacterized. The record is from RefSeq and is a predicted model, not a curated record. NCBI's taxonomy places the organism in Eukaryota, Fungi, Ascomycota, Eurotiomycetes, Chaetothyriales, Herpotrichiellaceae. The transcript is spliced from 2 exons. The coding region runs from base 1 to 864 and encodes 287 amino acids.